This is a messenger RNA of Cyclopterus lumpus (lumpfish), 4693 nucleotides long. RefSeq names its product cell migration inducing hyaluronidase 1 (gene cemip). Bases 215 to 4261 code for a protein of 1348 amino acids. NCBI's taxonomy places the organism in Eukaryota, Metazoa, Chordata, Actinopteri, Perciformes, Cyclopteridae. The record is from RefSeq and is a predicted model, not a curated record. The transcript is spliced from 29 exons.
CAGCGCUCCGCUCCAUCACUGCACUCCUCCUCGGGAGCGUCUCACAGGCCCCGGGCUAGACACGGUGUCCGUGCUACAGGUACCUUUGGUGGCCUCCCGCUGUGAACUUGGCAAACCCACUGUGAAAUCCUCUCUGAAGUGACGCCCACUGGGAGGUCUGAAGCAACCUUGCAAGGCCUUAGGUGUAAAGUUGGUCAGCAGCGGGCUGAGAGAGAUGAAGACAUGUGCCAUGUUUCUGGCAGCUCUGCUGCUCCCCAGCAUCCAAGCAGUAUGUCCGGAUAAGGAGUCAGGACUGCAGCCAUGGAUGCCGGGACACAGUGAAGACCACCGUGUUACAAUCAGUUAUGGCAGGAAGGUCCUCCUCACAACUUCAGCUACGGUCCACUCUAUUGAGAUACUUAGUGGAGGAAAGCUGGUGAUUGCUGACACCAACCGGGCCAUACUGCUUCGAACGAAACACAUUCUGAUUGGGAAUAAGGGAGAACUGCACAUUGGAAGCCCAGCUUGUCCUUAUAAAGGCAACCUCACCAUCUCCCUUUAUGGAAGAUUGGAUGCCAUUGACAAUGAACACAGCUACUUUGGGAGGAAGUACAUUGGUGUGGGGACAGGAGGGACACUAGAGAUCCACGGAGAAAAGAAGCUGUCAUGGACAUUCCUUAACAAGACCCUCAAGCCCGGAGAGAGCAACCAAAACAACUAUCUGUUCCAGAGAAGCUGGGGGAGCCGAGGCAUCAUUAUCCACGUAAUCGACCCCAAGACCGGAGAGGUGCUGCACAAUGACAGGUUUGACACAUACCGUAGUAAGGAGGAGAGUCGUCGCCUUGCAAAGUAUGUGGAUGGUGUGGAGGCGGGGCUCAUACUGGCCAUGUUGGUCAAUGACGAGGGCUCCAACAACUUGGAGGACUUGGCCAAGAAGAGCCUCUCUAGGCUGGGCAGCCAGCACAUCAGCACUCUGGGAUUUCGGCAUCCCUGGACCUUUAUAGUAAUACAAGGGCAUGCAUCUUCUGCAGUGGAGGGUCAUGCUGUCUAUCAAGGGACCAAGGCCUCCUCAGAGGCCCGGAGCUCUUGUGUUUUUCAGUCAACUUAUGGGGAACAUUUCACAAUUACCACAAGCAGUCAAUGGGUACAAGAGGCAGAAUGGACAGAAUGGUUUGACAGGGACGAUGAGAGGGGAUCUGGAGACUGGGAGAAAGUGUCUGACCUGCACGAGGCCUACCCAGACAGACUGUGUAGCAGUCCACUCGACAUCCAGGCUGAAACCCAUGAUGGCAUACCAGCCAACCAGACUCAAGAUGUGAUCCACAAGAAUGACAAGGAAUAUGGCUUUGUCUGCCUCAACAAGGACCAGGCUCACGGACUCUGUCACAACUACAGGGUUCGCUUCCUCUGUGGAAAACUGGUUCGUCCGCAGGCCUCCAUUUCCAUCGAUAUGUUGUCCAACAGCAGCAUCCUGGAGCUGGCCGACCAACCAGAGAACUGGAGGUCCCGGGAUCGGAUAGUCGUGGCCAGUACCGACUACUCCAUGCACCAGGCUGAAGAGUUCGCCCUGUUGCCCUGCCCUACCUGCACUUCUAACCAGGUCAAGAUCCAAGGUAAGGCCCAGUUCAUCCACAUGGGUGGGGAAGUGGACGGGGUAGACAUGAGGGCGGAGGUGGGCCUGCUGAGCCGUAACAUCCUGCUCCGUGGUGAGAUGGAACCCGGCUGCUAUGGCAACGAGGCCUGCAAAUUCUUCGACUUUGACACUUUUGGUGGACAUUUGAAGGUGGAGCGGGGCUUCAGGGCAGUUCAUAUAUCUGGGGUGGAGCUGAAGCACAUGGGCCAGCAGACAAUGGGACACUACCCGAUCCAUUUCCAUAUGAACGGAGACGUAGACGAGAAGGGAGGUUACGACCCCCCGACUUCUGUCAGUGAUCUCUCCAUCCACCACUCCUUCUCCCGCUGCGUAACCAUCCACAGCUCCAAUGGACUGCUGGUGAAGAAUGUGGUUGGCUAUGACACACUAGGCCACUGUUUCUUCACGGAGGAUGGUCCAGAAGAAAGAAACACGUUUGACCACUGUUUGGGUCUGAUGGUGCGAGCCGGGACUCUGCUGCCUUCAGACAGAGAUAGCAAAAUGUGCCGUGACAUCACUGAAGGCACCUACCCAGGAUAUGUGGCCAACCCACGGCAGGACUGCAGCGCCACUUCAACUUUCUGGAUUGCCAACCCUAAUAACAACCUCAUCAACUGUGCUGCUGCAGGUUCAGAGGAAACGGGUUUCUGGUUUAUCUUCCACCAUGUGCCCACCGGGGCCUCAGAGGGGCUGUACUCCCCCGGACACACUGAACACACACCUAUGGGCCAAUUCACUAACAACAGAGCCCAUUCCAACUACAGGGCUGGAAUGAUCCUUGAUAAUGGAGUAAAGACCAACCAGGCAAACGACAAGGACAAGAGACCCUUCCUGUCUCUGAUUGGAGCUAGGUAUGGCCCCCAUCAGGAUGCUGAUCCCUUCAAACCCAGAGUCCCUGCUCUAAUCCACCAUUUUGUAGCCUAUAAGAACCAGGACCACGGAGCCUGGCUGAGAGGAGGGGAUGUCUGGCUGGAUGACUGUCAAUUUGCUGAUAACGGCAUUGGCCUCACUCUGGCGAGUGGAGGGACAUUUCCAGAUGAUGACGGCUCUCGACAGCAGGUGAAAAACUCGCUGUUUGUGGGUGAAAGUGACAAUCGUGGGAUGCCCCUCUUUGGCAACAACAUCUGGGGCCCUGGGGGUUCUGACCUCACCGGCAGAGCCCUGCCACGUGGCAUUGAUUUUCCUAUCCGAGGAAUGCAGAUCUACGAUGGGCCCAUCAACAUGCAGAAUUGUACAUUUCGGAAAUACACAGCGCUGGAUGGACGACACACCAGUGCCUUUGGCUUCAGGCUCAACAACUCGUGGCAGAGCUGCCCCAAUAACAAUAUCACUAACAUCAUCUUUGACCACGUACCUAUCACGUCUCGAGUGUUUUUUGGGGAGCCAGGUCCCUGGUUCAAUAAGAUGCAGAUGGACGGAGACAAGACAACCAUCUUCCACGAUAUUGAUGGUUCAGUCAGUCAGUAUCCCGGAGCCUUCCUGGUUAAAGAGGACAACUGGCUGCUCCGUCACCCCGACUGCAUUGACGUGCCCGACUGGAAGGCUGCUAUCUGCAGCGGCCACUAUGCACAGAUCUAUGUUCAGACACGUAACCCUGCCGACCUGAACAUGCACAUGGUGAGAGAUGAGUACCCUGAACGGCCCCUGACACUGGAGGGUGCACUGGGGAAGAAGAAACACUAUCAGCAAUUCCAGCCAGUAAUCACACUGGCCAAAGGCUACACCAUCCACUGGGACAAGGCAGCGCCCACUGAGGUCACCAUCUGGCUCAUCAACUUCAACAAAAAUGACUGGAUCAACGUGGGCCUCUGCUACCCACAAGGAACCACCUUCACCGUCAUCUCCGAUAUCCACAACCGCCUGACCAAGCAGACCCGCAAGACCGGCGUCUUCAUGAGGACAACACAGAGGGACAAGAUCAACCACUCCCACCUGGCAAGAGGAUACUACUACUGGGAGGAAGACACUGGCCUGCUCUUCUUGAAGGUCAAGGCCCAUAACGACAGGACACAGUUCGCCUUCUGCUCUCUCAAGGGUUGUGAGAGGGUGAAGAUCACAGCCGUCAUCCCUAAAGGCAGUCUACCCAGCAACUGCAUGGCCCAGGCCUACCCCAAACAUGCUGAGCUGCCCACUGUGGAUGUACCCAUGCCCAGAAAGAUACCUAAUGGCAGGCUGCACUCACCAGAACACUUCUUGGAGGUCAAACUGGAGUCCUACAACACUCGAUUUUUCCACAUUAAAGAGGACUUUGCCUUUACUGAGGUGAACGGCAGGAAGUUGUACCAACCAGAAGAUGGGGUGCAGCUGACAGUUAUUGAUGGACAUGAUGGGAAGGUGGUAGAGAACAAAGGCUUCAGGAAUUCCAUCUUACAGGGGAUCCCGGCACAGAUAGACAACUACGUCAGUGGACUGAGAGACGGUUCAAUCGUACUCAUUACAUCUAAGGGUCGUUUGGUCACCAGAGGAACCUGGACUAAAGUCUUGGAAAGACUUGGAGCAGACAAAAGCAUAAAAUUGAAAGAUAAGCUGGCAUUUGUGGGCUUCAAGGGCUCUUUCCACCCUGACUGGAUCCAUGUCGAGGUAGAUGCCAACCGAGCCAAGAUCCAUCAGGUCCUGCCUGUCCCUGUGGUCCGUAAGAUGAAGCUAUGAAUUGCAGGCAGAGCGGGGAGGACAGCAAAAAGAGACUAUGACACAUUGCCCACCCAUCCCCCUGAAAAAUGCACAGACACACACUUACACAUACACAUACACUGCCAGCAGCGCAGUUAGUUGCUCCAAGACAUUGUCAAGAAUUGUCCAUUUUUCUAGAUUUGGCAAUGAGAAAGAAUGAUGUGAUUUGGUGUGUUCAAAAGGGGAAGACCCUCUCCAGAGCCAGCACUGCUUCACCAUCAAUUGGAUCUGUGUAAGCAAGCCCACCAGUGGAGGACUUUAAGAUGACAACACGCCCUCUGGGGCCAUAUUUGAGGUCCUUAUCUCUCAAGCAAAGUGGCUCAGAAGAGCCAUGGGUGUUUGCAGAAAUGGGUCUGUCUCCACGGACAUCAAUAUACAUAACUGAUAUGGGUCUCGUUUCUCUGAAAACUA